This is a messenger RNA of Varanus komodoensis (Komodo dragon), 4182 nucleotides long. RefSeq names its product CDC like kinase 4 (gene CLK4). Gene Ontology annotation, molecular function: ATP binding; protein tyrosine kinase activity. Gene Ontology annotation, biological process: regulation of RNA splicing; protein phosphorylation. The transcript is spliced from 15 exons. The record is from RefSeq and is a predicted model, not a curated record. Gene Ontology annotation, cellular component: nucleus. NCBI's taxonomy places the organism in Eukaryota, Metazoa, Chordata, Lepidosauria, Squamata, Varanidae. The coding region runs from base 2495 to 3991 and encodes 498 amino acids.
UGAAACAGAAGGUGCCUUUCAGUCUCUCUCGGGGGGUCUUACCUGGAAACAGGCCCUUUUGCGUUCUCGUCAGGCCGCUCUGGAGUCCGAGGCUGGGAUACCGAAGGGAGACGGGGAAAGGAAGUGCUAGGGCUACACUUCGGCUAAGCCCAGCGGGGCCUGCAGCUUUUAGCUCUCUCUUCCGCCCUCUGAGGCCCCUGCGGGAUUUUAUACUGUACUUGGAGUACCUUUCGGUUGAUGCUGGCUAGCGCUGUGUUCUCUCUACUGCAAAAUAACGAAUUGUUCUCAUUACCUUCUAGACACAACAUCGCUUGUUUAGAAAUCCCUUCUACCACAGAGCACCGGUUCUUGAUUUUUUUAAAUAGUUGAUCUUUAGGGCAACACAUGAUGAUGAUGAUGAUGAUGAUGAUGAUUACAUUUUUAUACUGCCCAUAGCCAAAGCUCUCUAGGCAGUUGACAGCAAUAAUCAUAGAAUCAUACACUCAAGUCACCCAUCCCAUUUCUGCCCAGGCCUGACCCUGCUUAGCUUCCAAGAUUAGGCAGGAUCAGGCACUUCAGGCUACAUGGAAGCUACACAGAUAAGAUAAUCUUGUCAAACGCCCGAAUUCCACCAAAAUUGAAAGUUUUUAAAACACCCGGGGACAACUUGUUAAAUAUAUCAGUGUAAAAUAUUUCAUUCUUAACUAUAUCAUGGUUUAAUUUGAACCAGGGAAUAUUAGAACAGAUUUUAAUUGUCAUGACUUAGUUCUAGAAUGCAGAAUAAGUUAAUUGUUGCAAACCCCUCAGGACUAAAUACUUGUCAGCUUUGACUGGUAGCAAAAAUAUCUUCCAGAUUUUGGAGGAGGGGAAGUUUGGUGUUACUACGAUGUCCAGACAGUUUUGAGCCCUUUAUCAUUUUAGAAAAUUAACGGAACACUUUGUAAACAGGCCUAUAAGACUGUCAAAUGCAGUCAAUAAAUUGGAAUGCUACUGUUUUGCUUAAUGCUGCUUGUCUUGUUAAACCAGCCUGAGAACACGGUAAGGGAUGGUCUAGAAAAGUUAUUCAUUCAUUCCACAGUUAGGAUGGUCUAGAAAAGUAAUAAAUAAAUUCCACAGUUAGACUUGUACCACUGUUUCCUUCACACUCAAACAUUUGCUAUCCUGAUAUCGUUAAGUAAUCUAGCAACUGUGCUUUCCUUUCCCCCGAGACUUACCCAUAUAGGUAAGUAGGUGCUAUUUCUUAUAAUGAAGAAAGACUAACUGAAACAUGGGAGUGCAGAAUGUUGAACUCAUUAUCUUCCUUUCAGUGGGAAUAGGGGGUUUAGCUGCUCCAGUAUGGUGCAUGGAGCAAGGAAGUGGACUAUAGAAACUCCAUUGCAUAUACAAGUGUAUGACCUAACUUUGACAGUAAUAGUACUAACAGAAUGAAAUAUUAUAUUUCUGCUGAUAGUAUAUCUAUAUCUUACUAAUGUACUAAGCUUGGGGAGUUAAUAUGAGUUGCAAUUGAGUAAGAUCUGUUUGUCUCUGACUGUUUGCUGAAGUCCUGAACUGCUUGCCUAGGAGGAGACAAUAGUAGUUGACCUUUCUAGAGGUCUAGGUAGUGAUUGUAAACUAGAAAGUUAAAGGACCAGCUUGCUGGUUGGCAGGAAGUAGAAAAGUAGGUAAUUUUGAAGACUACACAAUUAUUCUGUAAAUCAGUCACUGUAGGGGAGAGAACCUGGUAACAGUGUUCUGUUGUGGAUUAUCUAGGGGAGGUACUGAUUUUUAGAAUAAAUUGUGCUGUUUUGUUUUAUGGAGUCAUCUAGUAUUGCACUUCAAUUUGUGUGAAUAUUUUGCAUAGACGGACCAUAAAGGGACCUGCUAUGAUACCAUUAUAUGAUUCUAUAAUAUUAAGAACAUAGUGAUGGUAAAAUGCUAUUCAGACAAGUUUUAAAGAUACGUAGUCAUCUUCAAAUGUCAGGUGGAAUACACUGCAGAACAUUAGGAAAGAUUAGGAUUCAUAGGACCAAUUAGUAGGGGGAAAGGAAAAGUUUCCUAAUCUAUUUGAUGCAUAGUAGGUUUUCCAGAGGACGGGAGAUUAUGUUGUAUAUGAGGCAUCCUUUAAAUAUAGUUUUGAAACCUCAGCUUGUACAGAAUAUAACUACCCAGUUUUUGAUUGGAGCUACACAAUUUGAAAAUAUGAACACUACUCGUGCCAUUUGCUAAUAUGUUUUUGAUCUCAGUUCAAAAUGUUGCUUUGGGCCUGUGAAACCCUAACACCUAGGGACCAGGCUACCUGGAGAUCUGUCUACAUUCAUAGAAGCCUGCCCAAGUAUUACAUUUUGCUUCAGGGGACUUGCCUAUAUGUUCACCAGUAAUGUUGAUCCUGUUGGCAGGCAUGAGAAGCAGAACCAUUCCCAAAAUGUGAAACCUUCUCCCUGCUGAGAUUCGGUAUAUUCAUGGUCUCUCCUUACCUUGAUGGUUAAUGUAGUCUCCUGGGUUCAACUGAAGCAGGGUGGGGAUACAAGAGCAACAGAUGAAGCACUCAAAAAGAACCCAUGACUCUGAAUGGCAUGAUAGAGACAGCUGGGAUGAAGAAAAGAGUACAAAUAGCCAAAAGAGCAGAAGGAGAUCUCACAGCAGUGAAAGAAAUCACAAACGCUAUAAAUCACUUAAAACUGCAGACAGUAGCUACUUGGAUUAUAGCUCCACACAUGAGAGAAACCGCCAUGACCGGAGAUAUGUUGAAGAAUAUAGAAAUGACUUCCAUGAUGUGGAUGAUGACCACAGGCAUUAUCACAGAGAUGAUGAAAAGAGUCACUGCCAUCAUUAUAGCAAAUCCUCUGGUCAAAGCAGAAAAAGUAGUCAUAAAAGAAAGCAUAAGAAACAUGGCUCUAGUUACAGCUCACAUUUGAAGAGCCACCGAAGGAAAAGAUCCAGGAGUGUAGAGGAUGAUGAGGAGGGUCACCUGAUCUGUCAAAGUGGAGACGUACUAAGAGCAAGAUAUGAAAUUAUUGCUACUUUAGGGGAGGGUGCUUUCGGAAAAGUAGUAGAAUGCAUUGAUCACCACAUGAGAGAGAUGCAUGUCGCUAUAAAAAUUGUGAAAAAUGUUGGUAGAUAUAGAGAAGCAGCUCGUUCAGAAAUUCAAAUAUUGGAGCACUUAAAUACUUUGGAUCCAGGCAGCACGUUCCGUUGUGUACAGAUGCUGGAAUGGUUUGAACAUCAUGGUCAUGUUUGCAUUGUGUUUGAGCUACUGGGACUCAGUACCUAUGAUUUUAUUAAGGAAAAUAGCUUUCUGCCUUUUCCUAUCGAACUUAUUAGGAAGAUGGCUUAUCAGAUUUGUCAAUCUAUAAACUUCUUGCAUCACAAUAAAUUGACUCAUACAGAUCUGAAACCUGAAAAUAUUUUAUUUGUAGAGUCUGAUUAUGUAUUAAAGUACAAUUCUAAAAUGAGGCACUUAGGUUCAAAAUCAGAGAGGAUGAGAGAAGAUAAAUUAAAGUUUAGACGGGAUGAGCGCACGCUGAAAAACUCAGAUAUUAAAGUCGUAGACUUUGGAAGUGCAACAUAUGAUAAUGAACAUCACAGCACUUUAGUGUCUACAAGACAUUACAGAGCACCUGAAGUUAUAUUAGCGCUUGGAUGGUCCCAACCCUGUGAUGUCUGGAGUAUAGGUUGCAUCCUGAUUGAAUAUUACCUUGGUUUUACAGUCUUUCAGACACAUGAUAGUAAAGAACAUCUGGCAAUGAUGGAGAAGAUACUAGGGCCUUUACCUGUACACAUGAUUAAAAAAUCAAGGAAACAUUACUUUCGCCACGAUCAGCUGGACUGGGAUGAACAUAGUUCUGCAGGUCGUUAUGUAAGAAGACGGUGUAAACCACUAAAUGAAUUCAUGCACUGCCAUGAUAAAAACCAUGAAAAUCUAUUUGACCUUAUUCGUAGAAUGUUGGAGUAUGAUCCAGCAAAGAGAAUUACACUGGAUGAAGCCUUGGAGCAUUGUUUCUUUGAUCCCUUUAAAGACAGAGAACUGAACUGAUUUUCUGUUACAUAAAGGACAUGAUACAGAGUCUGUCAAUCAGUACCUAGUGUGAGAUGUUGUACAUAAUUUACUUUGUACAUUUGAUUCUGUAAAUAUAACCCUACUUUUUUUAAUUGAUGCUAUGUCUGUCUUGCUGAACAGUUAUGAUUUUGAUCACAUACAUUAAACAUUAAAUUUUCUCUUUUGUA